AUGGCUUUGAACAGUGAAGUGAUGUUCCGUGAACAAAUCACCGCCAUGCGUCUACAAGCAGGGAGAAAGCGUGCAACUUCUCUCCAGAGCUUCUGUUCCGGAAACAACGAUGACUCGUCCACAGAGAGCAUGGACAACAUGGAGCACAUGGUUGAUUAUCCGCAACAGAAAGGAGUUAGUCGCAUGAGAACUCGGUUCAAUAGCGAUACAACGUUGAGCAAGAGUUUUCGAAGGAAAGUGAAGAGACUCGCUCAAAAAGACAGAAGAUCCAAACAAAGUUUAAAUGGUGAUUCUGAAGACGAGAUCGAGGUGGCACGCGGAGCCCCAACAGCGUAUGCAGCUCCAUCAAAAUUACGCAAGUCGAAAGCUCUUGACUGUCUUAUUUCGGAAAAGGUUAAAGAAGAUAGAGAAAAUGUCGGUGGAAUUGCUAACAUUGAAAUGGCCAAAGAACACUUUAAUAAUGUUCGUAUGAAGGUGUUUGCGGCAAGAACAGCAAUGCAGGUCGAGCCAGGAUUGGUGGUGAAGACGAAAAAAGUAAUCGAAACGAAAAGCACAGUCUUAGGAAAUGACCAAUCGCCAGGCGCAUUCUCACUUCAUGCUGCUUAUAAAAUUGCUUCUACUCCCGAUUCACGUGUGGGCUCAGUAACACAGAGUAACAAGAAGAUAACAAAAGAAGCCAUGGCUAAUUUGAUUCGCACGAGCUACGAUGAUACAGAGAUUACACAAGAUCUUCUGUUCUCUGCAAAAUUCGACACAAAAUGGAAAAGCCGUUAUACUGACAUCUAUAUCAGACGCGAUGAGAAUGGCAGAAAACCAAAACGCCCAGUAAAUGGUCAGGGUUGGGUGAUGCCGUUGAAAAGUAUUUGUGAGAAGUUUGGAAUCAAUUCAACUUUUUUCACCGAUCAUCGUAUUGAUUUGCAAUCAGCAAGGGAUCAAGUUCUUCUGAUGCGCCUUCUCUCGAAGGAUCAGACAAGCACGUGGAUUUCGGAUAUUCAUCCAGAAGCAGUCAAGAACGAAACAAUGUCAGAGUACCUUCUUCAUGACUUAGAUUCUUCCACAAUGCAAAAGAGAGUUCAAGCUUUCAAAGCAAACGUUUUGGCUGAUCGUGAUCGAGUUCGGGUGGCUGGACAAUUUUACAACAACAUCAGAAUCGGAAAAAGAAUGUUUGGAGCCGCAAGAAAAGCGAAGUUUGUUUCUACAAUAAUUGGUGGAAUGGAACGACGCUUCGAAAUUCUCGAAAAUUCUGUCAACCAUAUACCGUUUACUCACGUCGCUUCAGAUGCAAACCAAGACAAGUGCCGUAACUCACGCGUUCAUUGUAAGGAUACCACUCGAGUUUCUCUUGAGUUCCCUCAUAAUCAAUACUUUGGGGAUUUCAUUCAUGCCAAUCGAAUUUCCGGAAAACCGUUGUUCAAUGAAUUUAUUUUGACCCAAGCACCUAUGGAGAACACUGUAAAUGAUUUUUGGAGAAUGGUAUGGCAAGAAGAAGUUCCUUACAUAGUCAUGCUCACAAGCAGAAAGGAACCUGAGAGAUGUGCUUACUACUGGCCGAGGACACCAUCAGAUCCCUCUAUUCAAAUUCCUGGCGGUGUUCGCAUCGAAAAUUUUGGAGUUUAUCAGGCUCCAGAUCCUCUUUUCCGUGUUACACAUCUUCGUCUCAUUGGGCCCAACCACGAAGAACGCCACGUUGAACAUUGGCAAGGAGAUGUCAAUAAUUCAUCGAACAUGUACUCUCCAUUAAACAUCCUUCGCUUGCUACGAAACACCUCUAAACCGGUUGUCCUUCACGAUCACUUAGGAAUUUCUAGAGCCGCCUGUCUUGUAGCUGCCGAAAUUUCUAUCUGCAGUUUGCUGCGAGGACCUACUUACAAAUAUCCUGUGCAACGAGCUGUUCAAUUUCUCCGUCAACGUCGCCCAUUUUGCAUAGAAACUCCUAUGCAGUAUGUGUUCGUCCAUCGUCUCGUCGCAUUCUUCUUCCGCGACAUUAUCGGCAGCGCCAAAGAGUUGGAUAUGGAUUAUGAACGGUGGUUGCAAGAAAGAUCCGAGAGAAUGUUUCUUGAUGAUAUUGCUGCUCCAAUUGCUGGAUACCGUUUACUCUCUCCGAAGGCUGACCCUGACAUUGUCCGAAUGGUUGGAAGGCCGGAAAGGCCGAACUAUAGACGCGAAGCACCAGAUUGCGUCGGAGAAAUGCCAAACAAAGUAACUACUGCCGAAGGAAUUCUCUCGCCAGCUAAAAGUGUUUUCGAAUUCUGA
Caenorhabditis remanei is the source of this 2253-nucleotide messenger RNA. RefSeq lists its product as uncharacterized. Gene Ontology annotation, molecular function: protein tyrosine phosphatase activity. The transcript has 6 exons. Bases 1 to 2253 code for a protein of 750 amino acids. The record is from RefSeq and is a predicted model, not a curated record. Gene Ontology annotation, biological process: protein dephosphorylation. Lineage: Eukaryota; Metazoa; Nematoda; Chromadorea; Rhabditida; Rhabditidae.